This is a messenger RNA of Caenorhabditis sp. 36 PRJEB53466, 1396 nucleotides long. The record is from the annotation of a GenBank genome assembly. NCBI's taxonomy places the organism in Eukaryota, Metazoa, Nematoda, Chromadorea, Rhabditida, Rhabditidae.
AUGGCGUUCCGUGUGGAACACUGCAGAAAAGCGGCCGAGUUCUUCAUCAAAUUCAGUACGUCAUCUGAAUCCCUUCUGCUUUCCAUUUCGAUCUGACUCCUCACAGGUUCUGGCUCGAAAGCGUAUCUUCAAUACGCCGAACUUCCGAAUCGUGUGCUCGAUUUCCAGCACACAGUAACUCCAGAAGACCAGCAAGGCAAGGGAGUCGCCCGUGUUCUCGUGAAGGAGGGACUCAAGUACGCCUCGGACAACGACUAUCUGGUGCAGCCGACUUGCUGGUACGUGGCAAAGUACCUUGACGGAAGCAGUGCGACCGCGGAGGAGAAGAAGCUGGAUAUCCGUCACAAACUGUAAAAAACUCGCGUGUACAAUGUUCUGUUAAAUAAUGAAAAAUAAAGAGUUUGUUUGUACCGGAAAUUUGAACAAACUCGCUCGUGUUUUCCACAUUUGGUGCAGGUCUUCAGGUCAUCCGGCUAAGCAAAUAAAGUUGGGAAUGUAUAAAUUGCUCUCGAAAUUCUGGAAUGGCAUCAGAAUGUAUUCUCUUUUCCUCAUCGCCUCCGUCUUUUCGAUGACUCUUUCCCAGAGAGGUAAAUAAGGAAAGGUAAAGUAUCCCAGAGGUUCCAUACUGAUUUUCAGCCGUUCCGGGAUGGCAUCCGCCCCCACAGACCUACCAGCAAACUCUCCAAAGCGUGCGAGUUCCUCCUCAGGUCCAAUUGGCUUCCAACGGAUCCACUGGACAACUGAGAGUGGCCGGAAGGAUCCCUUCCCAGAUCGGAUCCUCCAUGAAUGCACUCAGUGGAAGCAUCGGAAGUGAGGUCGGAAAAGGAGUCGGAAAGAUCGGAGCGGGCUUCGGAGAGAUUCCGAAGGCGAUCGGGAAGGCGGCUGGAAGUGUCGGCGACGCUGUGGGCGGAGGCAUCGGAGGAGUGGCCGACAGCGGACUGAACGAGGGAGUCCGAUUGGCCGAAUCGGUGGGAGACACUGUGCGCCAGGUGCCGGAAGCCGCCAAGCAGAUCGUGAGUGGAUUGGCGAAGGGAAGUCAGAGACAGAAAAGGCAAGCGAAGGCGUUGGGGCAGGUUCCGGCGGCCACGGAACUCGUGGCCAUCUACAAUGCGCUCAAGAACUUGGUGACGGCGAACAAGGCAACUUGCGCGGUAGUCGAGAUUUCAAAGGAUCUUUCCGCACGCAAGUCGCAGCUCCCGGAAUCUAUUACCAAAUGUGAGUCUCAUAAAAUGGCAUUGACAAUAGUGCAAUCCCAGACGAAAGCGUCUUUUCGACUAUUGAUUCCCUUCUCGAAUCGGCUUCCUCUUCGUGCGAGAGCGUCGAUUCGUCCGCUGAAGUUCAGAAGGCAUUGGAAGGAGCGAGUGGGGAUAUCUCGCAAAUUGGAUCUUUCUUCUGA